Molecule: messenger RNA, 3072 nt
Organism: Anisakis simplex (herring worm)
Lineage: Eukaryota; Metazoa; Nematoda; Chromadorea; Rhabditida; Anisakidae
Source: the annotation of a GenBank genome assembly
AUGGCGUAUUUUCGAAACUUAUUCGGUGGUCAAACAGAUGAAGCAAGAAGUGAUAAUGAUGCUGAAGUGGUUGAAAAGUAUCUGGAACGAGUUGAGACGUCAACAGCUUACGAAGAUAGACGAGAUGCAUUGAGAGCACUACGUUCAUUUGCAAAGACCGAAACCGGAGAUGAAGAAGUUUCAAAGAUCGGUACAGACAAGGUGAGUCCUGGGUGGUCAAAUAACGGUGGCAAUAUCCAAUUGAUGAUGAUUUUUAUUUUGGGAGUGGGAGCGGCGCACUCAAGACUUCGAGUUGGUUCAAAUGGCAUGGCAGCGUAUAUUGAGAUUUUGGAAAAGGAACGAAACAAUCCCGAGAUUAUUGCGAUAACGCUCGAGAUUUUGGUUGCGGUCGUUUGUGACGAUGAUGAAACCAGCGAAGGGACGGAUGAGUUGGGUGAGCGUUUAUCGGAGAUGAUGAUCAAUAAGAAAGGAUUUAUUUCGUCGAUAAUUGCGCUUUUGGAAUGCUACGAUUUUAAUGUUCGCAGAGCAUUAGUGCAGUUGUUGACCGCAUUGUUAAGACAUCGCGCAAGUGAAGUGCAAAAUGCAGUUAUGAACGAACCGAUGGGAGUUUCAAGAUUGGUCGAUAUUUUACAUGAAACAAGAGAGGUGGUUCGUAAUAACGCGGUGUUGAUGCUGAGUGAAUUGAGUCGUGCGAAUUCACAAAUUCAACAACUGCUAGCUUAUGAGAACGCGUUUCAGUUACUUUUUGAUAUUAUCGACCUGGAACCUGUUGACAGUAUCGUCAUUGAAGACUGUCUUUUCGUUAUACUGAAUUUGUUACGUAAAAAUUCGAGCAAUCAGCAGUUAUUCCGUGAGGCAAGUUUGGUUCAACGUUUAGCGUUGAUGUUGCAUAGUUUUUUGUUUGGUCGCGAGGGCGAGGAGAGUGAUUUCGCUGAGAACGAUAGUGAGUGGCCACGGCAAAAGAUCGCGAAUAUAAUCUUUUUAUUGCAAGUGUUACGCAGUUUAGUGUCACCGCGUGAAAAUGCACAAACAAAUACACAUGCAGCGCAGAAAAUUAUCAAUCAAUGUGGCAUGUUGGGUGAAUUGUGCAGCGUGCUGUUGUCGGAAAUGGGUGUGCCGGUCGAGGUUCUAACCGAGACAAUUAUCGCAAUAGCUGAAGUUAUCCGUGGUAGUUACUCGAAUCAAGAGUAUUUUGCCGCACGUCAACUUCUCACUAAUGUCGGUAGUCGGCCGUCGUUGUUGGUAUUGCUAACGUCGAUGACUACCGAAAAGCAGUCAUUUAAGUUGCGAUGUGCCGUUUUUUAUUGUUUUCUGUCGUAUCUGUAUGAUAAUGAAAUCGGCAAAACAAAGGUUUGGAUGGGAUGUGUUUGUUUGAUGCAUUGUUUGUUUGAUACGGACCACUUGAAAGAACAACUCCUCAGAGUUCAGUUGACCACCGAUUCAGCACAGCCACCGUCAUCACUGUUACAACAUAUUUCGAAUCUUUUGGUCUCUCUAGGCAAUCGUAAGCCUCAAAUACGUUGUGCAUUGUUGAUGCUGUUAGCCGUAUGGCUACAUCGUUGUCCAUUAGCCGUGAAACAGUUCAUUCAAAUUGAAGAAUGCAUUCAAUAUUUGACAACGCAUAUUGACGAAUGCGGAGCAGAGGGAACAGAGGACGAGAAUCAAGUGACGAAAGGUUUAAUGGCACUUGUGUUAGCUCUGUGCUUGUUGUACGGCGCUGAUGAAAGUGGUACGGAUAACAAGUUGGUUUUAUUUUCAACGACGAUUAAAACCAAUUCGUUGAGUGUAAUUGUUGAGCGUCGUGUUGGAAAUGAGAAAAUAUUCGAGCUGCUCGAAGGUGUUUCAAGAAGUGAGCAUUACGUACGUGCUGCACAACGUCCUCAACCACUGUCGAAAAGCGCCAACGAAAUGCUUUUGGAUUACCAGUUUACGAAACUUUUCAAACUUCUUGAAAAUCAAAUCGGCAAGCAGUUAAGACGUCCGCUGAAUGCGGAUGGUAGUUGUUCGCUAUCAUCAGCGAAUGUGAUGAACGGUAGUAAUGAUAGUAAUGUGGUUGCAUCAUUUAAAGAGCUAAUUAAGCGUCAAGAUGAGACGAUUGCAUCGUUGAAUCAACAGAUCAAGAAGUUAAACGCUGAUCGCGAGAUGGUCAACUCGAAAGCGAACGAAAGCAGUCAAGAGACCGUACGUGAAUUGGCGCAAUUACGGCAGAAAUUAGCUGCGUUGGAAUGCGAUGAGAACGAUCGAAAACAAGCCGAGCAACCGCAUUUAGAGCAUUACAAAAAGGCACAAAUUCAGAUGACUAAAUUUUCACGUAAAAAAUUUCGAAGCACGAUUCCUCUGUUCACACUGACGCCUAAGGACCUUUUGAACUGUGUUGGUGGUCCGGUUUUGGGCGUAGUUGAUGGAGAUAUACAUAAUAUCGCAACGCAGUGGCAAAAUGAGGCGUUGCGCUAUCAACAGUGGGCAGAACAAUGGCAGCAGUAUCAAAUUGCACAAGUUGGAAUUUUUAUUCUCUUGCAGUUGGUUGCUGAAAAUAGUGGAGAAAAGGCGGUAAUCGAUCAGUUGAGUGGUCAGUUGAAAGAGUUGGAAGGGCAACUAAAUUAUGGAUGGCAAUCGUUUGAAACGCAAGGCGCUCAGUUGGCUACCAUAUCAGCACAGUUGGUUGAAGCGAAUGCGAAGAUUCGGAAACUGGAACAAGAAUUAGAAGCCGAAAAGGCUGCAACACGAUAUUCAUCAGAAGCUGCACAACUGCAGAUAGUGACAACAGAUACAACAACAGCAACAAAUAAUAUGAUGACAACGGCAGCGGUUCAGUCAAACGAAAAUGGAAGUAGUAAUGCUCCGGUAAUGAUGACCUCAUCGAUGAAUAAGCAGCAAGCUAUCGUUGAAACUGAAGAGUUGAUUGCGUUGAGAAGAGAACAUGAAGAUUUGUUGGUGCUGUUAGCAGAUCAAGACGCGAAGCUGUCGCAGUAUAGGCAAAGAUUAAUGAAUUUGGGACAGACAGUGACUGACGAUGAAGAGGAUGAUGAGGAAGGUGAAAACAACGGGGACGGAGUUUCAGCGGGCGUAUAG